This is a messenger RNA of Symbiodinium natans, 14652 nucleotides long. The record is from the annotation of a GenBank genome assembly. NCBI's taxonomy places the organism in Eukaryota, Dinophyceae, Suessiales, Symbiodiniaceae.
AUGUUGCAAGUUGAUGAGUUUCCCGAUCGGUGGAUCCAUAAGAUCCUCUCUUUCCCAUGCUUCGAUCUCAUUUUUCGGGAUGCCAUUCUUCACACCUAUCUCUCCAAUCUCCAGCUCAUUUUGUCAAUGGAGGUGGGAUCAGAAGCUGAGUUCGCAGCUAAAGUCUUGGAAUGGUCUGCAUCUUUGGCACCUGAUCACCACAAAACUUUGGUCGCUCGGCCUGAGAUGCUCGAGCAGCUCUGGGUCUUUGCAAAGUCUGCUGAAAUUGUGUUCUCUGAGUCCUACAGUUUUCAGCUGGGGGUCGGAGCAGCUGCGAAAGUUGCUCGGGUCAAAGGCCCAGAUGUUUCGCUCGAGUUGAAAAGGCAGACAGCUAUGCUGUCAAUUCUCAAGCCGUGCAGGCAGCCGAAGCCGAAGCUUCCGGCAAGCAGCAGCUCCUCUGCUUCGCCGCUGCUCGAUCUCGAAACAGCGGAGAAGCUCAAGUGGGGUCGCCGCUUGGAGAAUAUCGCCACCCGCGCGGGCUCUUUCGCCGGACUUGGUGAGUCGUUCGCAGCCACCGGAGAGGGGCCCGAUGUUCUUGCUUCUCUGGAGCGCGAGAAGCUCAAGAGCCUAGUGCUGACGGCAGGGGCUCCCUCUACCAUGAGUGGUCAUAUAAGGAGAGUUGAAAGAUUUGAGGGCUGGGCCGAUCGGGCUUCCAUUCCCUUCUUUCCGAUCACGGAGGACAAGGUCCUGAAGUACGCCCUUGCGUUGGAUCGGGCAGAAUGCGGACCAACUGUGAUCCCGUCCCUGAGGACGGCUCUGAAGUGGGUCUUCGUAAAGCGCGGCAAGCCACUCAAAGAGGCAACGGCUUAUCAUCUGGAUCUUAUCAAAGCCAUGGAGGCGUUCGUCCUAGAGGGCUUCUUUGUUCCGGCUCGACUCUUCAUUUGGUGGGUUCUCUGCAUGAUCUUUGCGUCGCUUCGGUGCGACGACGCAGUUCAUGUUCGACCCUCGGAGUUAGAGAUGACGGACGAUGGGCUCCUCGGUGUCUCCUGGCAAACGAAGACUGAGCGGAAGAGACGAGGAACGAAGUUCAUCGUUCCCGACGUCUCCUUCUCGGACAAGCCGUGGCUCCAAGUAGGCUGGGAACUCUUUCUCCAGACCAUUUCGGUCGAGGUCUCCAGUGGCUCCAUUUCCUUCUCUUCAACAUUGCCAAAGAAGGCCAACAUGGCGCCCGAGGUCUUCCAGACGCUCUCUAAGCUGACGUGGCAUUCAGCUCGAGUCACGAUGCUUGACCAAGCCGUGCACAUGAAGCGCUUGACUGAGGAGAUCGGGCUCCAAGCUAACUGGAAGAAUCCGGGACCCUUGGUCCUCAAGUACACCCGUUCGCGGUCUUCUGUUCCGGCGGUGAUGGUCAGGGAGAUUGUGACAGAAAUCAAGAGGGCAUACCAUCCCAAAUGUGCUCGCGAAGACGAUGAGAUCGUUAAUGACGAAGAUGCGGAUCCUUGCCUCUUGGCGUUCUUCAUGAAAGCUCCUGAAAAGUGCAGUGGUUCAUAUGAAUAUAAGUUUCACUGCUGUUCAGCAGACUCAAUUGAAGAGCUCGCUUGCCGCCGGGUAAGGGAUCCUGAGUUCAUUAACAUAGGAUCAGUCUUGCCUGACGAGAAGCUUUUGUGCAAACUAUGCGCGAAAGCUCGGCCCGAUGUGGCCAAACUCUUCGGUAUCUUCGGCAGACAGAAGCUGCCAACGCCAAUGUGCUUGCUCAUGGCAGAGAUUGGGAUGCUCUCGGUCGAGCGAAUCGCCAUGCUCGGGGAUAACAUCGCCACGGUCAAGAACUCCCUCAAGGCGCUGGCGGCUGACGACAGCAAGUUCGGGGCCACGGCGCCGGAGAAAGAGCUGUCGCUCACCAUGUUAGCUGCAGUCUGGCGAUCGUCAUCUUCCUUACAAGAUCACGUCGCCACGCGGCGCUCAAAGAUGGAAGAGGAUCCGAGCAAGAUCCCGGAGAUCCCCGGAGAAGACCACGCAGAGUUCCGUGAGAUCUUUGUUCAAGCUCACCCUGACGUAAUCCUCACCUACUACAAGGAACCGCGCCAGAAGCUCGUGGAACGACUCUACCGGGACUAUGUCGUUCAUGGGGCGGUCGCCUUUUACGAAGUCGCAGAAAUGAGAACACGCGCCGAUCGUCUGGUGCAGACAGGGGGCCUGACCAAGACAGCUGAUGACCUGAUCAAGGUCGUGCAGACUGACGUGAAGUGCUCGGUCAGCUCUGAAGGCCAAGUCCUUGAUCGGCUACAUGCUUUCUUCAUGGCGCUCGAGUUCCUCAACAUCUGCGAGUUCUCGCAUAAGGCCGGACCGCUUCGCUAUCUCUCAGAGCUCGAGGAAUGGCGGCAUGAAAAUCGUGGUCUGGCGCUUCUUCUCUCCGCAGACGCGCUGAUCCGCAAGAAGGUCUUCAAGCUCAACCACGACAAGCGCAAGCAGUUCCCCACCUACUCGGCGGCGCUCGUCGAAGUCCUCGACAACCAUAAGCAGCUCUGGAACGAUGCCAGGUCGUCCGCCGAAAUUGACAAGUUCAAGCAGGCAGAGCUCGAGAUGGCCGCGACUCCGAAAAAGCGAGAGCGUGCCCGUUCGGCGAGCCCGCCGUCCGGAGACAAGCCCGAGCUCUCGGCCAAGCAGCGCAAGAACAAAGCUCGCCGCGCGCGCGAUCGGGCCUUGCUCAAGGCCGCCAAAGAAGGAUCCAAGAAGAAGGAGUGGUCGAAGAUCAUGAGCUUCAAGUACCAGGGCAAGAAGCGAUGCCCCUGGUACAACUGCACGUGGUACACACCGAUCGGGCCCUGGGCAGCGAAUGACGAGCCUCCGGCUCAGACAGCUGCUCCUGCCAUCAAGCCGCCUGAUCAGUGGCUUACAUGGGAUGAUGUGCCUCUCGACGCGGCCCAGGUCGCAAAACAGGGGCCAUUCUUCCUGGAGAUAUUCGCUGGUGAGGCUGGACUCUCGCACGAGCUCCGUGCCCUUGGCGUUCCAGUUCUGCCGCCAAUCGAUGUGGUCAUCGUGGGAAACGUGCGGGAAUCUCGCGAUGUGCUGGACGUCGAAUUUUGGGAGCGGAUUCUUGCGCUCGCUCGAGCGGGUGCCAUUGGUUUCAUUCACCUGGGUACGCCCUGCAGUUCGUUUAGCAUCGCCAGAGAACUGCCGCAUGGUCCCCCGCCGCUCCGCUCAAAGCUCUUCCCCAUGGGCCUGCCAAUGCUGAGCCGCAAGUGGCGGGUGGCUCGCCAGCUAGGUAAUGCGCUCCUCUGGCGCUCCAUCGAGGUGCUCCAGAUCGUGUUCUUCGCGGGGGGCAACUUUUCGUUCAAAAAUCCCCUCACCAGCCUCAUCUGGGACGCUCCGCCGAUCCUCGAUGUGCAGCGCCGUGUUCGCACCUUCAAUGUGGAUCUGGAUCAGUGCGCGUUCGGCGCGGCCUCUCGUAAGCCGACAAGGUUUCUGGCUUCCGCGGAGAUCUGCCUGGAGUGGCGUCGGUCUUGCCCCGGAGGACAUCGACAUCGCUCCUUGCGCGGCACGAGUCGCCAUGCCAAUGGUUCCGUGCAGUUCCGCACCAAGCAAUCGCAGGUCUACCCCAACCAGCUCUGCGUGGUCAUGGCUCGUACAAUUCAACUUCUACUUCGCGGGGAUUUUUCAUGGCUGGCUCCUACGUUUGCGCUGGACGAUCAAGAGCCGCGCAAGCGCGCGCUGGGUCUGCGAAAAGCGUGGUCUGGUCACCGACAAGAGGAAAACGCUCGCUUGGCACAGUUCGCCGGGUACCAGCUCAAAAGGGGUGCCGUCAAACCGCUGCUGGAGGUGGAGGUCACGCCAGGACAGGCCGUCCAAUGGGCGCUGCAGGUCGUUCAUCCUUUCUCAGUUUCGGCGGGGCUCCCUGAGCCGUUGCCGCAGCUCAUCAAGGAGAUUGCGCUCCAGCCUCAGCAGCUCAGUGCCCAGCGUCGUUCACAGAUGCUGUUUUGGUCUCGCAGAGCUCUGGAACUGGUUCCCGAGUCACUUCAGCGCAUCGCGGCUCUUCAUGAUCCCUGUCUUCGGCGCAUCCUGCGUGGCGUUCCGGAUCAUGAAGUACCACACCUGGGUCAAUUCUGUCACAUCGCGCUCUACGAGGAGCUCUUGGCUGACCAGGUCACUGCGGUCAAUCAGGAUGUGGCCGCUGCCGAUAGUCAUGUGAGAAGCAUAGCCGACGCCGAGAACGUGAACUUCAUCGACGACGGACGGAAUAGUGGAAGGACGGGAAUGGAGAUGGAUAGCAGUGCUGAUAGAGAUCGCCUCGGCCUCAGUUUCUCAGGACCACCCCCAGGACUGACGGAUAGAAACUUGGAGAUCGUGGCGGCGAUGGAUAGUGUGGGGAGGUCGGGAGGACUGGGCUAUGCCGGAAUAGCGGACACGUCGGGCACUCAGGGGAGGGACGCAGACGAAGGAUUGCAGGAGUUGCUCGCAAUCCCGUCGAUAGCAGAUAGAGGGGAUGCCGUAAUGCAGCUCAGCAUGCUUGCAAGCCGUCCUGUAGUGUUUGAUCCAGUUAUGGGAGCUACAGAUUUAAAUGAGUAUAGGGCCGGAAGAGGUGGGAUAGAAGCGGGAAACGCUAGGACUCCGACGCUUGCUAUCGAGGAUCUGGCUGGAAUAGAUGAAAGGAUGGAAGAGGGACCGUUCGUCAUCCCCUCCGAGCCUGUGUCCCACGGGACGAAUUACGAGUCAACGGGAGGUGCCAAGGGAAUCACUGGUUCCAGGUUAGAAAUGGCGAUCGAGGACAGAGUGGAUAGUCUUGCAGUGUCAUCAUCGUCAGAUCAUGAUAGGACGAUCAGGAGGAAUGAUGAUGGAAUAGAUGCGAUGAUGCCCAGUGGCGAGCUCGGUGCGGAGGGCGAUCGAACGAGAAGUGCGGAUAGCGGAUAUUGGAUGGGCAGAGGGAAUGGAGAUGAUCUCGUUCCAGGAGUGUAUUUGAAUAGUGCGACCAUGAUUGGGAAUGUCGGUGCCGAUCCUACAGACCUGGAGUUGAUAGCUAAGGGAUCGUCAGCGGUAGCGCAGAACGUGGUCAGUGAGAGCGAUGAUAGAGCACUGUCUGUAUUUUCAUCUACAGGUCUCUCGGAGGCAUCACCAGGCGGGAACGUUGAAGCGUUGAAGGAUGUGAGGAUGGGUCAGACUACGACGAUCGGAAUAGAGUGGGGAUCCCAUGGAAUCCGGAGUACGCUCGAGGAAACGGGGGUCAUCACUGACAUGGACUUUGCGAAGUUCUUCACAGAUCAGGGGCCAGGAGAGCCUGGAUCAACGCCCAUGACGAUGCAAUCGGAUUCGCAGGAACGGUGGAACGCUGGGAUAUAUGGCAAGAUGGAUGAGGGACUGCGUAAGCAACGAGCGGAGCAGGCCGUUAAGGAGAUGAACCAGAUAGCCGAGAGCGUCCCCGCAGCGAAGAAGUCGAAAUCGACAGAAAUUGGGGGACCGAUCCAUCAGGCAGGAAUGAUCACCCCGGAUCAGGGUAGCGAAGGAUGGGGCAAUCGAUCCCCGGCUCCACGAUCUCCUGGGAUAGGUGGGCAGUACGAGCAUUUCGGGAUCGAUACUCCUCCUGAAGGACGAGGCAGGAACGACGAGAUGAGGGCAACAUCAUCCCCACCCAGGCGGGCAAAGAUGAGAGCUCCUGCUGAUCCGGACAAGUCGUCGUUGGGAGAGAUAGAUGGCAGGAUAGAUGACUUGCAGACGGUGGUUGUGGACACGCAGACCGACGUAGCCAAGCUUAAGGUGGCAAGCGAAUGUGCAAGUGCAAUUGCUAAUAGCUCAGCGGAAAAGGCGGACGUCGUGAGCAAGAGAUUGGUGGAAUGCGAGGAGGAGGUGAAGCACUGGAAAGGUUGGAUAGAAUCGCAGCAGAUAGAUACCAAGACAACACUGUCGCAGGAGCUGAAAGAGAUGAGUCGGAUCAUGGACGGGAGCGUCAGCGAGGAUAGGAUGGAUGAUGCAAUGGCUCCGCAACUGACCGAGGGAGCAAUGCAGCUCGCACGGAGAAUGAGACGGCAGGUUGAAAACGUGAAGGUGCUCAAGACCUCUGUUACGACUAGAUUGAAGGGAGUGGAGGAGCGAUUGUCCACAGCGGAGCAUUCAGCGGACAUAGCCAAACAGAGUACCGGGACGAAGAUCACCACGUUAGAGACAGGAUUGAACGAGGUGAGACGUGGCAUAGGUGUAGUCUUCUCGAGCAUGCAAAUGCGACACGAGAAUGGAACAUGGAAGAACGAGAGACUGGAUAAAGUAGAGACGGUUUUGAAUAGACAGUGGGACCAGAUCAAGAUAGCGGGCGAGGAACUAAGGAAGCUGAAGUCCAAGGGGAGCCAGAAAGCCGGAACAGAUACGGCAUCGUCGUCACAUUGCAACAGCCAAGGAAAAGGUCCUGGAUGCGGAUGCAGAGAACCUGGCGAGGGUCACGGCACGUGCAUAGAUGGGGCAGUGCGGGGCGAAACCAAGAAGCUGAGUGAAGUGGUUCUGGCGCAGAAGGAACACAUAAUGACCGUCGCGAGAGAGGUGAUAAAGAACCGCAAAAGCGUGGCUGAGAUUGUGGCGAACAUGACAAAGGUUCACAAGACUUGCGAGAAUGUCGCUGCAAGGUCCGAUCGGAUGGAUGAGAAGAGAAACGGAGAACAGGCCUGGGUGAAGGAUACCGUGCGAAAGAUGGAAAAGACAAUGGAAUCAAUGUCGAGCCGUAUGAUAGAUGAGCAGAAGAGAGUCACGGGCGAAUUUAUCCUUGUCAAUGCUCGAAUUGAUGAGAGCGCACGGAACGAAGGGGUAGGCAAGAUGCGAGGAAACAGCGCGGAGAUAGGAAAGCCACCGACCAUGUCACGCGGACGAGAUAGUCACGGUGGGAGUGGGGGAGCCGACGGAAGAGCCAGGAGCGACAACGCCCGAGGGAUAGAGGCUUCGAGGCCGGAGUUGGCAGGUCCUGUGGUAGAUCGAAGGAUUGAGAAUAGAUGCAUUGUGUUAGAACAGCAGGUGACCAAGAUCACUAGUCAAUUGCAGGGGUUGACCACUGUGAAUGAGCGGAUCGUGAGGGAGAACGCUAGCCUGCUCAGUGAGAUAGAAAGCAUGAAGGGGGAGAACAAAGGAGUGACAGAGUCGGUAGCGCGGAUGAUCCGGGAUAAUAGAGAUGAGGUAUCUAAAAUGAGAGCGGAUCUCGAUCUUCGUAGUAGAGAAAUGAUUGAACUCAAAGAGAAGAACGAGCAGUUGGAGGCAACGGUACGAGAGUAUGAGCGGAGACUGGAGCAGGUGAAACGAAACGAUAGCAUUAAAGCAGAGCUGGAUAGCAUGUGGAAUAGAAUCGGUGAGAUCGCCAAGCAGAGCUCCGAGUACGCUAUGCCGGCGCCGGCUGCGGGAGGUGCUUCGAACGCUGGCUCCGCAAGACCAAGCGGAGGGUAUAACAAGUUCAAGGACACCAGAGGGAUGGAGAAAUGCAACGAGAUAUCGAUAGCGAAGGAGCCAUCAUCCGGGGAAGUAGGACUGUGGCUGGGCGAUGUUGCACACACUGCGAAGGCUGCGUAUCUGUAUGACGGGGACUAUGCAUACACGCAGGUAUUGAGGGUGCGCGAAAGGAGCGAAGCGAUGAUAGACAUGGAACUCAAGUAUCCUGCGUUAGAGAACCAGCUUUUUAGCGGAUUAAAGAGAGCAAUAAAGUCAGAGUCAUUGUCGGCGAAGGUGAAGAUGGAGAUGUACAAGACUCAGCAAGUGGGGGAUGGAAAGCCGAUGACGGCCAUGAGAUUGCUUACGCUGAUAGUAAAGCAUGUUGAGAUCCCGAUUGCAAAAGAGAGUCAGGUGCUGUACGAUGGCCUGAGUAGCACGAAGGUGAUGAGUUUCCCGGGGAAGCCCGAAGAGGAGGCACUGGAGGAGUUCAUGACUAGAUGGGAUCUAGCGCACACGAACCUUAUAGGACUGAAAGGCAAUACCUGGAGCGAGCAACAGCUGGGAUGGAUGUUGCAUUCGAAAGUGCAGAGAGUUCAGGUGCUGAACCACGAUAUUGAGGCAUGGCGACUGCUUCCGGACGAGGCCAAGACUCAUACCUGGUUGCGAAAGAGAAUCAAGGAUAGACUGGAGAUGUGGAGAGCGGACAAGAACAUAGACGAGGCAUCAAUGCGGGUGAGUCGACAGGCAUUCACGAGUGGGUACGGGGGAAUAGCUACGGAAGAGGGAUAUCUGUGGGAAGAGGCAGGGACGGACUUUCGCAGGCGGGGAGAGCCGAUGACCCGAAGAAUAGAUAUGGCGGAAGAGGUCCUCAAGAAGGCCAGCGAGGAUAGCCAGGUGUAUGCGGCCAUGCCUGUGGUACGACAAGGGGAUGAUGGCGCCGAAGGCACGCAUAGGGGAAUACUGGUGACGACGACAGGCAGGGAGCGAGUGAAGAAGGGUAAUAGGCGAGUCAAGGGGUUGGGCUCCGAAGAGACGGGGAUAGCAGGACUGGAUAUAUGCUAUUGGAAAGGACACACAGCUGAUAAGAUGGUACGAAAAUGCAAAAACGUACACAAGAAGGGGUAUGUACAUGAUGUGAAACGAUAUCCCGUGAUUGAAGAGGCAAAGGCAAGGCUACGAGGAAUAUCCCUAGCCGAAGAGGUCGUGCUGGACAUACUUGCCGGGGAGCAAGGCGAGGAAGGUAGGGAUGCAUCAAGACUGGCUGAUAGGAUAGUGGAGGAAUGCAGGAGAAUAGGUAUAGUCGACGAGAGAUUCCGCGUGGAUAGUCGAGAGGUUAGUCAACCGGCGGCGUCUGCACAACAUUGCUUGCCCCCGGUAAUGAGACGAUGGAUGAUAGACUCGGGGUGCGCUAUGGAUCUAAUAGCAGAAGCAGACCUCACCCAGGAUGAAAAAGAUAUGGCCAUUGAGGCGAAGAAAGUGAGGUUCAACACUGCCAACGGCAACACCACGUCAAAGCAAGAGAUAUGCAUGGAUAUACAAGGGAUGCCUGAGACGAUGAGGAUUAGAAUGCUCGAGAGUACUCCCGCUGUUCUAUCAAUGGGGAGGAGAUGUAUGAAAAUGGGAUAUUCAUUUCAUUGGCUGGCGGGUGCAAACCCCGUGUUCGUCAAGCCUGAUUCGAGCUUGAUAGUGCUAAAAGUCAUCGGGGAUAUCCCAUACAUGGUGGAUAGAAUGUCAACGGUUGUUAACGAAAGUGAGCGUAAUGACUAUCACAUCUAUCCUGCUAUGCCAGCACCUCUUGCGAUUGAACUGCCCGUGCGAGGAAAUUCCAGUCCGAGGAGACUUGAAGAGAAACAGGAUGAAUGUAGCCCCAAAAGCGUGGACUCGGACACGGAUAGAGACACCGAAGAGGAACCGAUAGGAAAGGCCACCAACGAUGACGGGAGGCUACUAGACAAGUGGAUGUUAACGGGUAAUAAAGCGGUGUGUUUCCACAACAAGCCAAGAACGAAGACUUGCGAUCCAUGGUUUGAAACACUGAAAUUCCCAGAGAUACAUGCACUGGUGCCGCGAUUCGCCGAGAGAUGUAGAUCCAAACGUGUGUACAAAGAUGGCAAAACCGUGGCGGAAUGGAUAGACUGGGUGGACAAGUACAGUGAGGGAGAGAAUAGAGACGCGGAAGAGGACUUAUGGACAGGCAAGACCAUGUUCAAGAUAGAAGGGCUCACAUUCGAAGGAGCGGAUGCAGGAGAAGCGGUGCAGAGCGAUAGCGCGAAGGUGAGAAAACAUAUCUUGAAUAGAAUGGCUGCGGACGAAGACGCGGGGCUAGAUGACCUGACGAUGAUGCUGGACAAGAACAUCGGUACCGGUGGCGAGGCAGAGACGCUAGUCGAGAUAGCAAGGUCGAGGAACGGACCGGAGAGGUGGGGAUACUCAUUUAUCAGUUGGGCACAGAAGCAGGAAUGCCGGGACGACGAUAUCAUCAUACUGCGCGUGUGCAUGCUUGUGGUGAUAGGAAAGGCACGUCACCGACGAUUGAGAGCCCCAACGAUGUGUCUCAUUGAGCAGCCCCAGGACCCCGAGACGUAUUGGGAUGAUACGCCAGAAGGGGGAUACGCAUCAUUGUGGGCGACAGAAGAAUGGGAUAGGACGAGUGCCAUCCUAGGAACGAAGCUGUUCAGUUUUGAUCAGGGACCGAUGGGACACUCUAGGAAAAAGCCGACAACGAUAGCGACUGACGCAGAGUUGAUAGGAUGGGCGGUCAAUCUUAGAGGACCAGGGACUGGAGCGGCGAAUGAUAGCAGUGAUAGAAGCAAGGGCGAGAUGAGCGAAUCGCAGAACUGGGCGGAGUGGGCACCGGGAUUAGUGCGAGCCAUUAAGGAGACUAUGCGUAAGCACCACCGAAUAUCAUCAGUGGCCGAAAAGGGGAUAGACGAGAGGAAUAGGGAGACAACGAUAGAACAAGAUGAUAGUGAUGGUCGACUGAGAACGACGUUCUACUGCGCCGCGUGUAAGGCUGAUUCAUCCGGGGUAUGCGGGUUUUGUGAAAGAGCUUUAAGUCCUGAGCAGAUUGAGGCGGGACAAAGCGCACGCAAUAUGACGGAUGUGGAGUUUCAGCUCGUCCGCGGAAUGAAGAAGAAUCCGGAUGACGACCUAAGGAUCGCGGAGCAAGUCGUCGCUGUACCCGGCGAAGAAGAAAGCACCGAAAACGAAGGCGAAUUGGAUGUUGAUAUAGAUUUGCCCGGAAUAGCCGACGAAGAACAGGCCAGAAGAGGAGUGGGAGAGCCUCAGCAGGAUGAUAGCGCCGGUGGCAUGGGAGAAGUGGAACAAACAGAGGCAGAAGUCGGACCUGCAGAUCAAGUUCGAGUUGCGGAUAGACUUGGCGAAGGGAUAGGGUCGAGCAAAGCUGUGAGCAUCCGGAGAGCAAGAUACUCACCGGAGUAUGCAAAAUCGGCGGAACAUUUGCUCACGCAUCUCCCAAAGAACAUGCACUGCGUUGCCUGUCGACAAGGCAAAGCAAUAAACGUUCCCUUCAACAGGGGCGAAGGCAUCACCGACAAGGGUGCCGAGAAGUUCGGAGAGAGGGUCACUGCUGACACGAUAGUGCUUCGCAGCAACAAAGACAAGGGAAUCCGCGGAGAAAACAACGCAAUCGUGAUGUUCGACUUCAAGACACAGUGGAUACACUGCACGCCCGUGAAGUCCAGAGGAACGGAUGAGUUUGUGCGAGCUAUCAACGAGUUCCGAGGCCCAGAUAUGGUGGUGCAUCUGUACGCAGACGGAGCCGGUGAAUUCUCAAAAGCCUGCGAUGUCAUAGGAACUUGCAGGGCGACUUCUACACCCGGAUUACCCCGAACGAAUAGCAUAGCGGAGCUCAAGGUCAAAGAAGUAAUCUACGGUGGCAGAGUAUUACUGAGACAAGCAGGACUAGAACCGAAGUGGUGGCCAUACGCUGUGCAGACGUUCUGCUUCCAUAGGAACGUACAACAGGUGGACGGGGUAAGCCCGUACGGGAAAAGACAUGGCAACGAGCAAGACAAAGUGAAACUGAUUCCUUUCGGGGCACUUGUUAACUACCUCCCCAUUGCCGAAAAGCCUAGAAAAGCUGGCAAAGAGGACGCGGCCCUGCUCGAACGGGGGGAUCCUGAAAAUGACGCUCUUGAGAUUCUCGGAGCUGAUGAAGAUGUUUCGAGCAUGGCCUUGCCCUCUGAAACGAAGGAAACUAAAGAACAACGCUCGCAAAGGGAGGAAGAGCUGAGAGAAAUCGAUAGACGUGCGCUCGACAUGGUCAUGACGCAGGACUUUGAUGUGCAGCAUGCAAAGGACAUCAUCCUGAAGUUCACUUCGAUAGAAAAAGGAAUAGCGAAGAAUUCGCGGAGCAUGGCCACCGGUAGAGGAUUCAUAGUCCUGGGGCUGUAUGCGUACGGAGGAAAGAUUGGCGUUACGAAUAGUGCCAAAGAUUAUCCGGGGAUAGCCAUGGUGUGCUGCGAGCUGAUAGCAAAAUGCUUCCCAGAAGCUACUUUCACAACGGUGAUUGUGUCUGUCGGAACCAGGAUGGGGCCUCACAAGGACAAGUUCAACGAGAGUCAGACAUACAACUUUGUUGUGCCGGUAAGCGAGAGGGCGGGCGAAGCUAUGAUCUGGACGGAAGAGGAACAGUGUGCGAAUGAGAGUGGCGACGCCGCCGGGAUAAAGAAAGAGGUGCUUCCGGGAAAAUGGAUAUGGGGAAGGACUCGGAAGGUUGAUAGUGGGCUAAAGUUCAAUCCAAGAGUUUGGCAUGCUACCGAAGAUGCCUUGGCGCCGGAGGAUAGAGUGAUAGCGGUGGGAUAUACCCUGGCAGCGGGUAAAAAGGCAUCUGUGGACGACAAGUGGAAGUUGAUGAGGCUGGGCUUCAGAUUGGAUGAGCACUUUGCGACAUUAGCGGAUGGCUUAUGCCAGGCAGCGUGUGCAGACAACGGUGGGGAUGGGGAAGAAUAUGUAGAUCACGACGCCGAGGAAGAGCAAGCGUAUGCCAUGGCAUCCAAGGCAAAGUUCGACACUCCGACAUCACCCGGAUUGUUCCUAGGUUACGCGCUCCAACCAGGGGGUGUUCCGAGCGGAGACUAUAUAGUGGUUGAGCUGGCGCACCUAUAUCACGGAUGGACGGUACCGUCGAUACACCGCGUGAAGAGGAUAGUACUUGACGAGGAGAUGCCCAACUACUUCCCGAUGCAAGCUGUGGCUGAUAGGAAGUCGAGAAUCAUGACAGCGACUCGAGCUGAUGCCCUGGCCAGGUUGGAACUGGAGAGAGAGGGGCAGCAAGGAGAGGAGACGGAGGAAAUCUUCGCAGAGGAGAGAAGGGUACGAGCCGAUGUGAUGAGACAAAUUAAGUGCGACGAUCAGCAUCUUCAAAACGGGGAUUUCUGGGAACAUGAUGAGAUAGACCAUUCGUGGACGCUUCAUCACAUCUUACCCCGAAAGGAGCUGUGUACCCCAGGCGAGGAGGUCAAAGGUACAGGUGGCCCCGGGGAUAGAGAGCUGGGUCCAAGGAGACGAACGUGGAUAGUGUACGCCGAUGGUACAUCGGAGGUACUGGAUGAGGAUAGAAUGAAGGGCAAGAAGAAGAUCACCAAGAAAUGGACGGGGUGCACUACGUUCUGGGAAAAGGGGGAGCCUGAGGGAGAGAUAGAGGAUGAAGCCAAGGAGCGGGCGCGGGGAGAGAAGGCGACGGGUAUACGGGGGGUGGGUUUAGACUACGAACAGGACAUGCCCAGGAUAGAACGGCCGUACGCGAGAUCUCACAAACCCAACUCCAUUUCGUCGGCAGAGUGGAAUAGGAUGAGUCCGGGACAGCGACUGCGCUAUAUAGAGGGAGACAAAGAGAGGAUCAUCAGAGGAGAGAGGCCUCCCUCUGCCGUUCGAGGGCAAGAGGGAAUAGGACCGCGUCCCGCAGAAAUUGGAGUUCGAGAAUGGAUGGAGAAAAUCACCGACCAUGGCCAGGACUUCUCACCGCAGGAGUACCGAUGGGAUUCUCCAUCGGGAAUGCCUGAGGGUGGCCGAGUGUGGGCAGUAAGAAACAAUCGCGCCACAUCCUACCGAUUCUAUGGCGGAAGGGACAAAAGACGGCUCGAGCUCUGGUGGAGGGUCACUCGGAGCGCCAAUACUGGAGAGGUCUUAGAAUCCAUUGAAUAUGACUCAUGCAUACAGGCGGAGAUGAUGCGCAAUAGAGGGAGAUACCGAUUCGUUGUGCCCAGGGACAUCAUCACGGAGUUCUGGUACAUCCCCGACGGAGGAGAAGACCGACGAAUCAGGGAUAGAGGAGAACCAGCAGAACCUGCCGCACCGGCAUCCAGGAUGGGAGAUACUGAGGAGGUUGCGAAAACCAUCAAUCAAUUGUGCAGCACAGCUGGAAUAGCGCGAACGCCGUCCGACAACAUCAUUGGGGAAAUAAUGAGGGAGUUGGGCGAGCAGCCUAAAGUGCAGGUCAUGGGGGUCGGAAUAGAAGAAACAGGGGAUAACGGAGGUGAGAACGUAUCUUGGAUAUCGGGGGAAGGAUGUGUGAUAGGAGAGGGUGUGACGGAUGUGGUCAUCGCUAUCGAUGCGUCUAGCGAGGGCAUGAGUGUAGAAGUUGAUCGAAAGGCAUCCGGUUGGAGACGUGAGGAAGGUCUAGAUAGUACGCGAGAGGCUCGAGAUAGAGUGUUUGGUAAUAUAGAAAAGGUUAUCACCGACGCCAACAGCAGAGGAAUAGUGGCUACGACCAUCUGGAUAGGCGGCAAAAGUCGAUUGGCCGACGAGACCAUUGUUCGAAUGGCGCUUGCCUGGGACAUGUGGAUAGUACGGAGUGAUGGAUGCAUGCUGGGUAUGAAUGACGGGGUGGACGCGUCGUGUUACAUAGGAAUGGUCACACCAUGUAUGAUGAACGCGAUCGCGGCGGACAUGUUAGCAUGCGAUCAUAUGCCAAGGGAUCAUGAGUUAAUGUCGCACAUGGUGAGGACAUCGGACACGAAAAUGGACGUACAACGAGAGCAGGAGCGUAAAGCGAUACGCGAAAUGAUCAAGGUGAUAGAGGACGUGGUAAACAUCUGCGGCGAGGAAGAGGGUGAUUCGGUGUCGAUGGCAUGUGAAGAACACGAGGGAGAAUAUCUCGGAUAUAGCAGUGGUAUGGUGACACUGGACGUCUUCGGACCCCGGGCGAAACACAUACAGGACCUGCGCGUGAUCCUGGUCGACGGCGACGACAUAGGCAAGGUUAUGAUGAUGAAGCCAAACAGUCGCCGCACCAGACAUAGCACCGGAGGGGCCGCGUAG